AUGGAGGCGGAGGAGGCCAGAGUGGUGUGGAGGAGGCGGAGGCCAGAGGUGAGGAGGAGGAGGAGGACAAGCGUGGGCGGAGGAGGUACAAGUGUGAGGAGGAGGAGGAGGUACCGAGUGUGUGGAGGAGGAGGAGGUCCAGAGUGGUGUGGAGGAGGAAGGACAGAGUGUGAGGGAGGAGGAGGAGUCAGAGGUGUGGGCGGAAGGGAGAGUCAGAGUAGUCUGAGGAGGAGGGGUCAGAGUGUGAGGAGGAUGAGUCAGAGUGUGUGGAGGAGGGUCAGAGUGUGA
Molecule: messenger RNA, 288 nt
Organism: Knipowitschia caucasica
Lineage: Eukaryota; Metazoa; Chordata; Actinopteri; Gobiiformes; Gobiidae
Source: the annotation of a GenBank genome assembly